This is a messenger RNA of Ostertagia ostertagi, 300 nucleotides long. Lineage: Eukaryota; Metazoa; Nematoda; Chromadorea; Rhabditida; Trichostrongylidae. The record is from the annotation of a GenBank genome assembly.
AUGCAAGCCUAUUCGGAUACCGGAUGUUCUACACUGAAAACAAACGCGCUACUCUACUGUCGCCAUGGGUCUACAACGGCAAUCGAUUUUUCCAUCUUGAUUCGUUCUAACAUCCUUAAUUUCUUAACUAACGAAGUCUACAGAUACAACAAUUCAGAUCUGCAUGGCAUCGGAUAUCUUCAUCGUGAUGUGAAACCUGGCAAUUAUACUAUAGGACGACCAGAACUGCAGGAGUUACGCAAAGUUUACAUCCUCGACUUCGGCAUGUGCAGAAAAUAUACAAAUGACCAAGUCUGUUAA